Oncorhynchus masou masou (cherry salmon) is the source of this 2876-nucleotide messenger RNA. RefSeq lists its product as uncharacterized. The transcript has 7 exons. The coding region runs from base 144 to 1082 and encodes 312 amino acids. NCBI's taxonomy places the organism in Eukaryota, Metazoa, Chordata, Actinopteri, Salmoniformes, Salmonidae. The record is from RefSeq and is a predicted model, not a curated record.
UUCGGUUUUGCAAUAUCAUAAUGAAAACACCCCCAGCGACACACGGCCUGGGUGCAAUCUACUAGUAUGCAUAAUUCCAAACCUCAGGACAUAUUCAACUCACUGUUUCAUUGUUUAGCCAGAUCAGUGUUCCAACUCUCAACAUGAAGAUACCAGUUGUUGAUUUUGGAGCAUACAAGUUAGGGGAAAACGAUGUCUCAGGCGAGCAGUUAGAGAUCCUGAGCAGGCAGUUGAAAACGGCUUUUACGGAAGUGGGAUUUGUUUAUCUGAAGAAUACUGGGAUAGUACAACUAGACGUGGACGGGGUUAUGGACAUAUCCAAGAAAUUCUUUCUGCAACCAGACGAAAUGAAACUGCCUUUCAGCAGGAAAAGCUUCUCUAUUAAUCCUAACCAUGGCUGGGUGUCUUUGGAGACGGAGAGUUUAAAUCCCAAGAGACCAGGAGACCUAAAGGAAUCCUUCAACACUGCAUCCCUUCAUCCAGACAUAAAAUGGCCAUCGUGGGAAGGAGGGAAUGGAUUCUUUGAGAUCCAGUCGUCGUUCUUCCUGCGCUGUAAGGACCUGUGUCUCCGGGUGCUUCGUGUGAUGGCCUACAGUCUGGGCCUGGAGGCUGAGGUCUUCCUAAGUGCACACAGACACAUAGGGAGUGAUAAGAACAGCAGUACCCUGAGGUCGCUGUAUUACCCCUCGGUGAGGAGUGACAGGGUGAAGGAGGACCAGUUGCGCUGUGGAGAACACUCUGACUAUGGCAGCAUCACCCUGGUCUUCCAGAGUCAAGAGGGUGGCCUGCAGGUGCGUACCAGGUCAGGGGAGUUCAUCUCCGCUCCCAGCAUCCCUGGGACAGUACUGAUCAACAUAGCUGACCUGAUGCAGAGGUGGACCAGUGAUGUUUUCCUCUCAGCGGUCCAUAGGGUUUUGCUGCCCCCCGCUGGAGACUUGAGCACACGGCAGUCCCUUGUUUUCUUUGUGCAGCCAGACGAUGAAGCCCUCAUCACCUGUUUUGACGGGUCCGACAAAUAUCCCCCUGUGAAGUCAGGGGCCUAUCUCAUGGAACGCUUCAAUGACUCUUAUGGGAGGAAGUGACCUUUAUCUAUCCAGCAUUAAUUAUUUUGUGUUAUGCAAUUAUGUCAGUGAAACAGAAUGUCAGUAAAGAGAAUUUCCUUUUAAAUCCAUGAAGUGAAGUGGGAGAGAGAGAAUCAGAUAAAGUUGUGGAGAUAAAGGAAUAUGUGAGCAAAAACCCUCCCAAGUACAGAUACUGUAUGUAGAACCGUAAUAAAGCCCAGCAUGGACUAUCAAUACAGAUACUGUAUGUAGAACCAUAGUAAAGCCCAGCAUGGACUAUCAAUACAGAUACUGUAUGUAUAACCAUGGUAAAGUCCAGUAUGGACUAUCAACACAAAGUGACCAUUUAGAUUGGGGCCCAGUUCAUUGAGAGGAUGUCUUAACACAACUGGGGGAUGACAGACAUGAAGUGAGUGGGUGGAGAUAAUAUUAUUUUUAUAAUGAUGAAUUGUUGAUAUUGAUGAGGCAACCACUAACAUUAACAUUACAGUGUGAUAUUCUAAUUAGGUAACUACAAACAUUUAGGGGCUGGCGCAGCAGUCUAAGGCACUGCAUCUCAGCGCUAGAGGUAUCACUAUUGACCCUAGUUCGAUUCCAGACUGUAUCACAACCGGUCGUGAUUGGGAGUCUCAUAGGGCUGCGCACAAUUGGCCAAGCAUCAUGGUUUGGCCGGGGUAGGCCGUCAUUGUAAAUAAGAAUUUGUUCUUAACUGACUUGCCUAGUGAAAUAAAGUUUUGAACGUUUUUUUUACUAUUUUAUAUGACUAGUAUCUAUGUGGAAUCUACUAUAGUUUAAACAGCUCCGUUAUAGACCACACCAGCAUGACUAGUAUCUAUGUGGACCCUACGACAGUUUAACCAGCUCAGCUAUAAACUACACCAGCAUGACUAGUAUCUAUGUGGACUCUACUACAGUUUAACCAGCUCAGCUAUAGACUACACCAGCAUGACUAGUAUCUAUGUGGACCCUACUACAGUUUAACCAGCUCAGCAGUCCAGAGAAAUAAAACCCAGGAUAGAGGGGCUGAGUGAAUGUGGUCUGGACUCUGUGGAGGAGGGUCCCGUCUCUCACAGUUGAAGUGUACCUAUGAUAAAAAAUUACAGACCUCUACAUGCUUUGUAAGUAGGAAAACCUGCAAAAUCGGCAGUGUAUCAAAUGCUUGUUCUCCCCACUGUAAAUAUGAACUUUAUCGAACAAAGCAUACAUGUAUUGCGUAACAUGAAGUCCUAUGAGUGCCAUCUGAUGAAGAUCAUCAAAUGUUAGUGAUAAAUUUUUUUCUCUAUUUCUGCUUUUUGUGACUCCUCUGUUUGGCUGGAAAAUGGCUUUGUUUUUCUGUGACUAGGCGCUGACCUAACAAUCUUAUGGUAUGCUUUCGUCGUAAAGCCUUUUUGAAAUCGGACACUGUGGUGGGAUUAACAACAAGUUUUUCUUUAAAAUGGUGUAAUACUAUGUUUGAGGAAUUUUAAUUAUGAGAUUUCUGUUGUUUGAAUUUGGCGCCCUGCACUUUCACUGGCUGUGUCACGCCCUGGCCAUAGAGAGGCUUUUAUUCUCUAUUUUGGUUAGACCAGGGUGUGACUAGGGUGGGCAUUCUAGUUUCUAUGUUUUCUAUUUCUUUGUGUUUGGCCAGGUGUGGUUCUCAAUCAGAGGCAGCUGUCUAUCGUUGUCUCUGAUUGGGAAUCAUACUUAGACUUUUUUUCCUUUCGCAUUUGUGGGUAGUUGACUUUGUUAGUGGCACUAUAGCCCGAGUUAAACUUCACGGUCGUUUCCUUGUUUUGUUGGCAACAGUAAUUUAAAAUAAAAAUACAUGUACACUCA